Messenger RNA from Echinops telfairi (small Madagascar hedgehog), 2668 nucleotides. RefSeq names its product aldehyde dehydrogenase 1 family member B1 (gene ALDH1B1). The record is from RefSeq and is a predicted model, not a curated record. Gene Ontology annotation, molecular function: aldehyde dehydrogenase (NAD+) activity. Bases 87 to 1640 code for a protein of 517 amino acids. Lineage: Eukaryota; Metazoa; Chordata; Mammalia; Afrosoricida; Tenrecidae. The transcript is spliced from 2 exons.
GCCAACAUUAGGUAGGCAGCCGGACUGGACCCGCAGAAGGAACGGAUCCCGCCCCAGCUCCUGCUACGGCCACAGUUGUCGUCGGCAUGCUGCGUUUCCUGGUGCCCCGGCUGCCCGGCCUGCUCAGCAGGACCGCCCCAUACUCCUCGGCGGCAGCGCUCCCAAGGCCUGUCCCCAACCCAGACGUCCGCUACAACCAGCUAUUCAUUAACAACGAGUGGCAGGACGCAGUCAGCAAGAAGACCUUCCCCACAAUCAACCCCAGCACUGGAGAGGUCAUUGCACACGUGGCUGAAGGGGACCGGGCCGAUGUGGACCGGGCGGUGAAGGCAGCACGUGAGGCCUUCCGCCUGGGGUCCCCGUGGCGCCGGAUGGAUGCCUCUGAGCGAGGCCGGCUGCUGAACCGCCUGGCCGACCUCGUGGAGAGGGACCGUGUGUAUUUGGCCUCGCUGGAGACCCUGGAUAACGGGAAGCCCUUCCAAGAGUCUUACGUCUUAGACCUGGACGAGGUCAUCAAGGUGUACCGGUACUUUGCCGGCUGGGCGGACAAGUGGCAUGGCAAGACCAUCCCCAUGGACGGCGAGCACUUCUGCUUCACGCGGCACGAGCCCGUGGGCGUCUGUGGCCAGAUCAUCCCCUGGAACUUCCCCUUGGUCAUGCAGGGCUGGAAGCUCGCCCCCGCACUUGCGACGGGCAACACCGUGGUCAUGAAGGUGGCUGAGCAGACCCCACUGUCUGCCCUGUACUUGGCCUCCCUCAUCAAGGAGGCAGGCUUCCCCCCCGGGGUGGUGAACAUCAUCCCAGGCUAUGGCCCAACGGCAGGAGCAGCCAUCGCCCAGCACAUGGACAUCGACAAGGUGGCCUUCACGGGCUCCACAGAGGUGGGCCACCUGAUCCAAAAGGCAGCUGGCGAGUCCAACCUCAAGCGGGUCACCCUGGAGCUGGGCGGGAAGAGUCCCAGCAUCGUGCUGGCCGACGCCGACAUGGCCCACGCCGUGGAGCAGUGCCACGAAGCCCUCUUCUUCAACAUGGGCCAGUGCUGCUGCGCCGGCUCCCGGACCUUUGUGGAGGAAUCCAUCUACGACGAGUUUCUCGAGCGAACCGUGGAGAAGGCCAAACGGAGGAAAGUUGGGAACCCCUUCGAGCUGGAGACCCAGCAGGGGCCCCAGGUGGACCAGGAGCAGUUUGAGCGGAUCCUGGGCUACAUCCAGCUUGGCCAGAAAGAAGGGGCGAAGCUUCUCUGUGGCGGAGAGCGUUUCGGGGAGCGCGGCUUCUUCAUCAAGCCCACCGUCUUUGGGGGCGUGCGGGACGACAUGAGGAUCGCCAAGGAGGAGAUCUUUGGGCCUGUGCAGCCCCUGUUCAAGUUCAAGAAGAUCGAGGAGGUGAUUGAGAGGGCCAACAACACCCGGUAUGGCUUGGCCGCUGCCGUGUUCACCCGGGACCUGGACAAAGCCCUGUACUUCUCCCAGGCGCUGCAAGCCGGGACGGUGUGGGUGAACACCUACAACAUCGUCACCUGCCACACCCCGUUUGGGGGCUUCAAGGAAUCUGGCAACGGAAGGGAGCUGGGGGAGGAUGGGCUUAAGGCCUACACGGAAGUGAAGACGGUCACCAUCAAAGUUCCUCAGAAGAACUCCUAAGCACGGCCACCGUGGGACCCCGUCCAAGGACCCCCAAAGCAUCCAGACCAGUGGCUGCCUUUUUGUUUCUUUAAAGUGAUGGACCGCCUUUCUUCAUUCCAAAUGAACUCUUCGAGGGACCCUUACAAAUAACACCAUCGACGUCAGGGCUACUCUAGUUCAAGCAGGUAUGGGGGGGGGACCCCGGAUUCCUUUCUAGCUGCUCCUUAAUCCCAGGAUGACCCUCCCCCGCCCCGUCACAGUCCUGAGACCUGAAAAGUCUCUGGGAAGACAGAUGGAAGCAAUUUGAGGAAUGUUGUUCUGCCUGCCCGAACCGAGGACUUUUCCGAGAGUGAACUUGAUGGCUUCAUGGAUGUACUCAACUCGGGAGGUUUGAACCACGUGGACCCUGAAUCUGAGCCCUACUCUUCCUCGAUCGACUUCCCUUCCAAGUCCCAGUCGUCAGCUGUCUUGCCCACUUGCACUUCACUCUGCUAGUGAGUUCCCUCGAGUUGAGAGAAGAGGGAGGCAAAGGAUGCAUUAGCAAGAUCACACCUUCAAAGUCAACUCCACCAGCCCACAUUUCCCUCGGCUGGGGAAGCAAAGGGCGGUACAGGCAGACGAGGGGAUACUGUCUGGCCAUGAAAAGACACAUGCUAUAACAUGGACGGAACUUGAAAAUUUUCAGCUGAGCAAACGAGGCCGGCAGAAAAGGCCACAUACUGUACCGUGCCAUGUCAGAAAAUUGCAGAGCCGCCGAGAGCGUAGCACGUUCAGAGCAGUCCUCCGCGCAGCACGUCGACUCCUAGCGGUUUGCUGGGCUGGGAGGACACGAGACUGGGAAGGGACUGGAGGGAGUAGCUAGUCUCUUUUCUAGGGUGAUGAGAAUGUUCCAGAAUGAAGCCAUGGUGAUGGUUGUACCCCUUUGUGAAUAUACUAAAACUCGCAGGAUGGCUGUAAAAGGACACGUGUUUAUGGUACAUGAGUUAUAGACUCCAUUUGAAAAUAAAAUUAAGUCAAUAAACUCAUGCAUUCUACUUAUAAAUUCA